This is a messenger RNA of Pseudophryne corroboree (corroboree frog), 1241 nucleotides long. Its product is annotated as olfactory receptor 1G1-like. NCBI's taxonomy places the organism in Eukaryota, Metazoa, Chordata, Amphibia, Anura, Myobatrachidae. Gene Ontology annotation, biological process: G protein-coupled receptor signaling pathway. The transcript has a single exon. Gene Ontology annotation, cellular component: membrane. Bases 5 to 925 code for a protein of 306 amino acids. The record is from RefSeq and is a predicted model, not a curated record. Gene Ontology annotation, molecular function: odorant binding; G protein-coupled receptor activity; olfactory receptor activity.
UGAGAUGAGCAAUGACAGCGCUGUGAAAGAAUUCAUCCUCCUCGGAUUUCCAGCUCUUCUCUCCGUACAGAUCUCAUUAUUUUACACUUGCUUUGUGUUUUAUCUAUGCACCGUUACAGGAAAUGUUCUCAUCAUCCUUGUAACCUCAGCCAGCACCGAGCUCCACACCCCAAUGUACUUCUUCCUCAGCAAUCUGUCUUUCCUUGAGAUAUUUUACACAUCCGUAACCAUCCCGAACAUGCUCCUUAAUUUCUUAAUGAAGAACAAUUCCAUUUCUUUCUCUGGGUGUUUGGCCCAGAUGUACUUUUUCAUUGCUCUGGGCAGUAUAGAAUGCACAUUGCUUGCCGCCAUGGCUUUUGACCGAUACAUCGCCAUCUGCAAUCCAUUGCAUUAUGUUACCAUGAUGAACACUUCUACAUGCAUAAUGUUAGUCUGCAUCUCCUGGAUCAGUGGAUUCAUCCACUCCAUGGUCCACACUAUAUCUACCGUUCAUCUCAACUUCUGUUCCUCCAAUAGUGUUAACCAGUUCUUCUGUGACAUCCCCCCUUUACUAAAGUUGGCUUGUGGCAGUACAUGGUUUAAUGAGAUUAUUCUCUUCAUUGUCGGAGGGGUUUAUGGACUCGGGUCUUGCGUACUAACCUUAAUCUCUUACAUUCACAUUAUUCACACCAUAUUGAAAAUCAAAUCUAAAGAAGGACAAAGAAAGGCCUUCUCCACUUGUGCAUCCCAUCUCAUUGUUGUAACAUUAUUCUAUUUAACUUCUUUCUCAGUUUAUUUGAAACCUACUUCUAAGAACUUUUCUGAAGAGGAGAAAUUGGUUCCUGUGGUUUAUACUGUAAUCACACCGACACUAAACCCCAUUAUAUAUACCUUGAGGAACAAGGAAUUCAAAAGUGCAUUCUGGAAAAUGAUGGGUCUCGGAUAAUUAUACCUUUAACUGAUUUUUUUUUACACUAAUACAUAGAUUGUAUUAAUACACAUAGAUGGAUUUCAAAGAGUAAAUUGUUACUGUUGCUUUAAAUAAGUAAUAAUAAUAAUAAUAAUAAUAAUAAUAAUAAUAAUAUUAUUGUAUAUAUUUUUUAUAUAUAGUGCUUUUCUCCAGUAGGACUCAACAGUAUGAACAUAAUACAGGGGGUUAGAUUUGCAUAAAAUAUAGAAACCAUCUCUAAUCAUCUUCCCAUUUUGUUUCCUACACUAAUUUGUUUACUUAUAUUUCUGAAUCUCCGGUUUUUAUUUUUGUA